AUGUUGAUAUCUGUCAAUGAUUUGACGGUGGUCGAUUUGCGCAAGAUCUUGAAAGAGUUUGCAGUUACCAGUAUGUCCCGGGCUACUCGUGAGCAAAUCGCACUCCAAUAUACACAAUUGGUUGCUUAUCAGAAAGCACCAACUACUGAACAACUCUAUUGGGAUAAUGUCACUAUUCCCAUCCUCAAUGUUAUCAAAAACGCUCCAACCCCACCAUCCAGAGAGCCGGCCAAUUGCAAUAGUACCCACAAUGCCCCAAGCCCACCUUCAAGGCAGCCAGCCAAUUGCAACAUCACCCACAACGUCCCAACCCCACCAUCAAGACAGCCUCGGCUCAAAGUGCUCAAAAAUUGGCAACAAGAAAACAACGCUGGUCUCAAUCAAAAUGAUAGCUUGAGCGAGGACAUCCCUUUGGCUAGCCUACCAAAGCAAACACCAACAAUCCAAAAUGGUCGUGCCAGCAAAGAUAUCCCGGACACAGCCAAUGAGGGCUCCAGCAAAGAUAUACCCUUGGCCAACUUACCAAGCCCGGCCCACAUUGAACGUACUCCCCCUACCAAUUCCCCUGCUUCAAAUCCCCUGCCAGUUUCCCAGAAGAAUCCACCGCUUGGCCAUCUUCAAUCAACCCCAGCCGCCAAUGACACGCCUUCAACUCUUGGCACAUCCCAAUCAUCCCCAAUCAAAAACAAUGUGCCUUCCACGCUUGGCCAGCCUCAAUCAACCCCAGCUGCUGCUGACGUGCCCUUGACGCUUGACCAACCCCAAUUAACCCCAGCCGCCAAUAAUGUGCCCUCAACGCCCGACCAACCCCAAUUAGCCCCAGCCGCCAAUAACUUGCCCUUGACCCUUGGUCAACCCCAAUCAACCUCAGUCCACAAUGAUGUGCCAUUCACGCUUGCAAAGCCCCAAUCAACCUUGGUCAACACUGUGACAGCUGAACCACCUCUAGAUCUACCAGCCUCUGGUGUCGCACCCAACACUUCAAAACAUGCCAAUCUUGACCCUCCUUGUAGCCAGCACCAACCUAGCAGUUCCGUGCCUAAUCACCACAUUUCUCCAAAACAGAUGCAUAGCAGAGCCAAUGAUUGGUCUCAAGAAUGGUUAUCCAUACCCUGUAAGCUUAGUCACGACUUCAUCAAAACACUCUUCAGCAGCUAA
Molecule: messenger RNA, 1158 nt
Organism: Puccinia triticina
Lineage: Eukaryota; Fungi; Basidiomycota; Pucciniomycetes; Pucciniales; Pucciniaceae
Exons: 2
Coding region: 1-1158 (385 amino acids)
Source: RefSeq, a predicted model, not a curated record